Sipha flava (yellow sugarcane aphid) is the source of this 535-nucleotide messenger RNA. RefSeq names its product protein lethal(2)essential for life-like. Bases 125 to 535 code for a protein of 136 amino acids. NCBI's taxonomy places the organism in Eukaryota, Metazoa, Arthropoda, Insecta, Hemiptera, Aphididae. Gene Ontology annotation, molecular function: protein folding chaperone. The transcript has 3 exons. The record is from RefSeq and is a predicted model, not a curated record. Gene Ontology annotation, biological process: response to heat; protein refolding.
GUAAAUAUUCAACAGUUGUCCGUUACUUUUAUAAUCUGUAUUCUGAACGUACGAUUGUGCGAGUACACUCAUCAAAUCUAGUUUAGCGGUUUUUCUGUGAUCUUGUAUUAUUAUUAAUUUAAAGAUGUCUAUUCUACCGUAUUUAUUGGAUGAAUUAUCUCGGCCAACCAUGUACGAUCAAAACUUUGGUCUCGGUUUACUAGAUGAUGAUUUACUCCUAGGACCACGUUAUCACGGUCGUAGCCAUUUUCCAGUUUUGUUGAAGUCUUAUCUAAGACCACAUCGCUUAAGUUCUGCUGCACAGAGUGGUUUAUCUUGCAUCCAAAAUGACAAAAACAAUUUCAAGGUGAAUUUGGAUGUCCAGCAGUUCAAGCCAGAAGAAGUGUCUGUUAAAGUUGUUGAUGGCUAUGUAGUGGUAGAAGGAAAACACGAGGAACGCAGUGAUGAACAUGGUUACAUUUCACGUCAGUUUACUAGGCGUUACAAGGUACCAGAUAAUGUUGAUUCAAAUUCUAUUACGGUUCAAGUAAAUUAA